GUCGGAAUCUUAGCCCGAGGAAUCGGCCACGUCGAUUAACGGAGGAGGAAUCGACUCCGAGCGGAGGUGAAGGCGGCGAAAGUUUUGGAGUCGCGCAGAGCGGAGACGGCGUCGAGAGAGCGGCAGCAGCGGCAGGAACCACCGUCACCGCCAUCGUCGUCGUCAUCUCUCUCCUCCCUCUCACCGGGAGACCAUGGACGAGGAUUACGAUGGGUCCGCUCGCCUCUGCCGCAUCGUCAAGGCCAAGGCCGGCUACGGCUUUCACCUGCACUCCGACAAGGUGAGGCUGAGCCAAUUCAUCCACAAGGUGGAGCCGGGCUCGGCCGCCGAGCUGGCCGGCGUGCGUGCCGGCGACCGUAUCCUGGAGGUGAACGGAGUCAACGUGGAGGCCAAGAGCCACCAGGAGGUGGUGAGCAUCAUCAAGGAGAAGCCGGGCGAGACCACGCUGCUCGUCAUCGACCCGGAGGCGGACGAGGCCCUGGCCAGGCGGCGGGCCACCACGGCGGCCGGGAGCCUCGCCGGCGUCGGCGCCGUGCCGGCUCGCGGAGACUCCGAGAAGGAGGGCGGCGACGAGGACAAGGACGACGAGGACGACCACCACGAUCAUCAUCAGCAGCAGCAGCAUCAGCAGCAGGAUCGUGACAGCAGUGGCGACAGCGAUGGAGAGGAGGGCGCCGUGAGGCCGCGUCUGUGCCUGGUGCCGCGCGGCCCCAAGGGCUACGGCUUCCACCUGCACGCCGAGAAGGGCCGCGUGGGGCAGUUCGUGCGCUCCGUCGACGCAGACUCGCCCGCACACGCGGCCGGCAUCCUCGCACACGACCGCAUCGUGCAGGUGAACGGGCAGAGCAUCGCGGGCAAGAAGCACUCGCAGGUGGUGGCCCUGGUGAAGGCCAGGAAGGACGACGUCACGCUGCUGCUGGUCGACCGCGUUGCCGACGACUUCUUCGCCAAGUGCGGAGUCGAGCCGACGCCCAGCCACGUGAAAGGUCGCCUGCCCAAACCUCUGUCCAAACGGAACAUCUGACACCGAGGUGGACAGCAAGAGGGAGAGAGAGGAGCACGAGGAGAAGGAGAAGAGGGAGAUAAAGGAGAGAGAGGAGAGGGAGGAGAGGGAGAGAGAGGAGAGAGAGAAGGAGGAGAGGGAGCAGAGGAAAAAAGAGGAGAGG
This is a messenger RNA of Lethenteron reissneri (Far Eastern brook lamprey), 1166 nucleotides long. RefSeq names its product Na(+)/H(+) exchange regulatory cofactor NHE-RF2-like. Gene Ontology annotation, biological process: protein localization to plasma membrane. The record is from RefSeq and is a predicted model, not a curated record. Gene Ontology annotation, cellular component: apical plasma membrane. Lineage: Eukaryota; Metazoa; Chordata; Hyperoartia; Petromyzontiformes; Petromyzontidae. Gene Ontology annotation, molecular function: signaling receptor binding; protein-membrane adaptor activity.